Molecule: messenger RNA, 945 nt
Organism: Exophiala bonariae
Lineage: Eukaryota; Fungi; Ascomycota; Eurotiomycetes; Chaetothyriales; Herpotrichiellaceae
Exons: 3
Coding region: 1-945 (314 amino acids)
Molecular function (GO): peroxidase activity
Source: RefSeq, a predicted model, not a curated record
AUGGGUACUGUUUGGACCGGCAACCCGCUGUCAUUGAGUCCAGGUUUCUCCCUUGACGGCACUUCUUCGAAGGUACAUAACCUUCUCGGAAACCUUCUCGGUCUUCUAGGAGAGCCUCAAGGAAUAGGGAGAUCCCACAACUUCAUCGAAUCAGAUGCUUCACUCACUCGCGAUGAUCUGUAUCUGACUGGAGACGCUUCGACAAUGAACAUGACCAAGUUUUUGAAGCUGUUCGACCGUGCCAAUCCUGAGACCGACGUGAUAUCCACAGACGAGGUAGUGCAGCACUCCGUUGAAGGACUCCAAGAGUGCAUUGCCAAUAAUCCCUACUGUUGGUACGGACCGUACACAGGAAUGGUUGCUCGUAACGCUGGCGUUGCUUUCACUGCCCGCCUACUGGCGAACCACUCUGCUGAAAACCCGGGUGGUAUCUUGACCAAGGAUGUCUUCAAGUCCUUCUGGGGAGUGGUUGAUACUGACGAGGGAAAGCUGGAAUACAAACGCGGCUGGGAGCGCAUUCCAGAAAAUUGGUACAAGAUUCCAGUUGAUUAUGGCUUGGUACAGCUCAACCUAGAUUUCAUUGACUGGUUCCUAAAAUAUCCCCAACUCACCUCGAUUGGAGGGAACACAGGAACUGUGAACUCGUUCACGCCAUUGGACUUUUCGAAUCUUACCGGAGGAUUACUCAAUGUUCAGACGUUGUUGGAAGGGAACAAUUUAAUCUGCUUUGCAUUGCAGGUUGUCAAGACGGUGUCACCCAACUCCUUGUCGAACCUCUUCAAGACCCUGGCUGUUCCUCUCGGCCUUCUUACUGAUGCGCUGGGUACGGCCAUUACGGCCUUGACAUGCCCGCCAUUCGGAGAUAUGGCGUAUGGAGGUCAACCACUCUGGGAUUCAAUAAUCAAAGACUAUGCUGGCCCUGCACGGGCUGCCUCUCCGCUUUGA